Messenger RNA from Leishmania mexicana MHOM/GT/2001/U1103, 1569 nucleotides. RefSeq lists its product as hypothetical. The record is from RefSeq and is a predicted model, not a curated record. The transcript has a single exon. Lineage: Eukaryota; Euglenozoa; Kinetoplastea; Trypanosomatida; Trypanosomatidae. Bases 1 to 1569 code for a protein of 522 amino acids.
AUGACUUUUCGGUUUAGCCGAGCAGCGCGUUAUGGCGCAGCGGCUGCAGGCUUCAUGGGAGCCGGCACGGCUGCUAUUCUGCUGCCGCCAAGGGAGACGAUCCCGCCGGUGCUGCUGCCGUCGCGGGUCCUGUUCGAAGGCAUCGGCCGUGUCGGGCGGUGCGUUUACGCGGGUGGGCAGAUUUACUGCGACUACGCCUUCCACGUGACGCAGGAGGACCGGCAGGAGCUGUGGAACGAGGUGCACCGGCGGUGCGCGGAGCGGCUGGUCGAUCUGGCAGAGAAAAACGGUGGGCUGUACGUGAAGGCGGGGCAGAUCUUUGCAAACAUGAGUCACAUCUUGCCCUACCAGUACUGCCAAGUGAUGGCGGUGCUGCAGGAUGCGGUGGUUAAGCGGCCCUACGCGGAAGUUGUAGCGGUCCUGGAGAAGGACUUGGGGCGUCCACUCACCGAAGUGUUUUCGUACAUCGACCCGACCCCGCUGGCAGCCGCGUCGCUGGCGCAGGUGCACCGUGGCCGUCUGCGCGACGAGGACACGGAGGUGGCGAUCAAGGUGCAGUACAUCGACAUUGCCCACCGGUUCAACGGGGACAUGUGCACCAUCUCUCUGAUGUUUGCCGCAGCCAGCUACUUCUUCCCUGGCUACGACUUUGGACAGAUUAUCGCGAAGCUGAACGACACCGUCGCGGCGGAGCUUGACUUCCGGAUUGAGGGCCGCAACAGUGACCGGGCCGCGGCGGAUCUGCGAUCCUGCGGAUGGGGCGAGCGCGUCGUGUGCCCACGCAUCUUCUGGAACUACGCCAGCAGGCGCGUGCUCGUGUCGCAGUUCAUUCCAGAUGCGGUGAAGAUAUCGGACCGCGCAGGCAUCGCGUCGAUGGGACUCAACGUGAAGGAGGUGGCGACGACGUUCUUCGACGUCAUCGCCUUCCAAAUCUUUCGCACCGGGUUCUUCCACGGAGACCCACACGCUGGCAACGUCCUCGUGCACAAGCUGCCGAACGGGAAGCCACAGGUAGUCUUGCUGGACUUUGGCCUCUGUGCGGAGCUCAGUGCGGCGCAACGCCGCGAGAUCAGCGACAUCUGGACGGCGUCCACCACCCACGACACUCCCAAGAUCACCGAGAUUGCGCACCGUUACAACUGCGACGACUACGAGCUGUUCGCCUCCUGCUUCCUGCAGCACCCGUAUGAGUACUUCGCGAACAGCACCAGCGGCCGGCUCAAUAGCCCGAACGCGCUAGAGAAGAUGCGGGAAACCGUGAAGCAUCGCAUGGCGGAUCUGAACGACAUCGUAGCAGCACUGCCGAAGGAGUAUGCCCUCGUGCUGCGCAGCAUCAUGGCUACCAAAGCCAUCAACCGCGAGCUCGGCGAGGCGGCGAACCGGCCGAUGUGCAUGCUGCGCUACUCCCUCAAGACCUCUCACGAGGACCUGCCAAAGAUCCAGUUCAUGGUAUUGAUGGUCAAGGCGUGGUUUUCGGAGUGGUACGCGUCGCUCUUGCUGCGGUUCACGCUCUGGCGACACCCGGAGCUAUCUGAGGUGUUGGAGAGCUCGCUGCAGCUGAGCGGCUAG